GUGGCGGCUUGGAGUAGGUAGUUCGGUAGGGAGGGAGAUCAAACUGCGCGCCAUGGGUUUCCCUUUACGCUUCUUAUCAUCAUUUUCGUUGUGCCUCUUGGCCCUCCUCCUCCACCGGGCCACGGUGACAAGUGGGUGUUUCAGCAUGGAGAGGGAGGCACUGUUGGACUUCAAAGCCGGCAUCCACGACACCCAUAACCGGCUAUCUUCUUGGGUAGGCCAAGACUGCUGCGCAUGGGAGGGGGUCAUCUGUGGUGCCACCACUGGCCACGUCGUCAUGCUCGACCUCCGGAACACAAAUAUUACAGAUGAUUGGGCAUUACGCGGUGAGGGGAUGAUGAACUCGUCAUUGCUUGCUUUAUCUCAUCUGAAGCACUUGGAUCUUAGCUUCAAUGAUUUCAGCGGGUUCCGCAUACCGGAAUUCAUCGGCUCCUUCAAGAAACUGAGAUACCUCAAUCUAUCUUCUACAAAUUUCAUAGGAGGAAUACCUGCUCGGCUGGGGAACCUUUCGAGCCUCUACGUUCUUGAUCUACGUGCUGCUUUAGAUUUUACAUCCCUCGACAACCUCGACUGGCUCUCCCAUCUUACCUCCCUGAAGCACCUGGACUUGAGCUGGUUGAACCUAACCGAUCUCCCAGAUUGGUUCUCAUCGGUGAACAUGCUGCAUUCCCUCCAAGUUUUAAAUAACAUGCUUGACGGUGGCUUAUCUUCAUCAAUCUGCCAAUGGACAUUUCUCGAAUACCUUGACCUUUCGAACAACAAAUUACUUGGUGAGAUUCCUUAUUGUCCGGAGGAGUCAUUACAAAAUCUUCGAUUCUUGAAUUUGGGCAACAAUCACUUCUCGGGUGAAAUUCCACACACGAUCGGAUUUUUAAGUGAGCUUCAGCUAUUGCAACUAAAAAAUAACAGUUUUUCGGGUGAGGUUCCUUUGUCAUUGAAAACUUGUACAAAUUUAUGGUUUCUUGAUCUGACUCAAAAUAAUCUUGUCGGAAGUAUAACGCUAUGGAUAGGAGAAAAUCUACAACAAAUGCAAGUACUUCGUCUACGUUCAAAUAUGUUUUCUGGAGUUAUUCCCUGGCAACUUGCUCGAUUUGAACAUCUUCACAUAUUGGAUCUUGCCAAUAACAACUUCUCUGGAUCAAUACCUCACAACAUUGGUAAUUUAAGUGCCAUGAGAUCUACAUCACAAUAUUAUGAUUUUUGUACUGUUGAAUUAGAUGUCUUUACAAAGGGACAAGAUCUUCAUUAUUUAAAAUGCAGCAUGCAACUUAUGAAAAGUUUGGAUCUUUCAAAUAAUAGUCUAACCGGAGAGAUCCCGAAAGGAAUUGGAGACCUUGCAGGACUCAAGAACUUAAAUUUGUCAAGAAAUUAUUUACAAGGAAAAAUCCCUUGGGAGAUAGGAGGAAUGAAAUCAUUAGAAUCCCUUGAUCUAUCGAUAAAUGAUCUUUCUGGUAGUAUUCCUGAGAGCUUAUCGGCUUUAUAUUUCUUGAGCUAUUUGAAUUUGUCAUAUAAUAAUCUUUCGGGAAUGAUACCAUUUGGUCAUCAACUUUAAACACUCAAUGAUCCAUCCAUUUACAUGGGUAAUACCGACUUAUGUGGACCACCCACUUCCUAAAGUUGUUUUGAUAAUAAAACAACUCAAAUUGAUAUACAAGAGCACGAGAAGGAGAUUUCCGAUUGGCUAUGGUUCUAUAUUAGCAUGGUACUAGGAUUUGUGAUGGGAUUUUGGAUAUUUUGUGGUAUUCUCUUCCUCAAAGAUGCAUGGAGGCAUGCUUAUUUCCAUUUCAUCAAUGAUGUGUAUGAUUGGGUUUGGGUGCAAUGGAAAUUAAUUCUUCCACGAUUGUUGAGACGUUAAUCCUAAAAUUUCUAGUGCGGAUGAUCCUAGGCUUUCCGGUAGAUGAGGAGAAGGUAUGUCAUCACUCUACUUUUUAUUUAUAUGAUAUUUUUGGAUUCCUAGAUGUUGGUUGUGAUAGAUGAAAAAAGAAUUUGUAUUGUUGAUUUAAGAAAGGAUGGGCUGCUAUAUUUAUGGAGUUUGAGAUCAAUUUCUAUGUAAGGUGGUUGUUUACGGUCUUCUUCUUCUAUUUGAUGCUUGCAUAAUUAUAACAUCGUGCAAGAACAGAUUUUUCUCUCUUACACGAUUCACUUGGUGCAUGCCUUUUCAAUAUCGGAAACUUCGACUUUGUCAUGCGCAUGCUUCAGAGAGUAAGUUUUAAAUUUGAAAGAGUAUAUAUAUAUGUAUGAUUUUGAAUUCCUAUUCAUUCCCUACCAAUCAGAGAGUAAAUAGAGCUAUAGAUUAAUUAUUCUAAAAUUAUUGAGUAUGUUGUGAUUUUAGAGAAACAAAUAGUCAUUCUCACAUAAGAAAGAAAAUAUUAUGAUUGUUUAUUGGAUUGGUUUAUAUUAUUCGAAUGAUUUGGAAAAGGAGAGUUUUGAUUACUAUAUCAAUUAUAAUAAUCUAUGAUAAACGUAAGUAUCGAAUGAUUAUGUCUAACUUGUUUUCCAAUUUAAUAAUAUAUUUGUUAAUAAUGAAGUUAUGUGAUUUGCAAACGUUAAAUUGGCUUUUGAAAAUAAGAUUUUCGAUAUUGCAUUUGUUUAAAAUAAGUAAAUUAUUUAAUUAUUAUAUUUUCCAAUGCUAUAUUGUUGGACAUAUUUCAAAUAAGGUGUCAAUAUGUUAUUUUAGAUGAUGGUUAAUUGUUCUCGAUUUGUUGGUUUUGAUUCAGACUUUAUUAAUUGUUGUUGUCACAAGGAUAAAUGUAUUACCUAUUAAUGGAGAUUAAAUAUGAUUUUGAUCCUUGUCACAAGGAUACAAUAUGGUCAUAGCCAUUAGCACUUCGACUUUUAUUUUAAUAUAUGCCCUUUAUUAUAGUUAUGACUAUCGAUGAAUUUAAAUAGGAAGGCAAUAGCUAAACUUAUACUGAUUUUUUAUUAAUUAUUAAUAAUCUUGGCAUUAAAAUGAAAUCUAUCCACUUAUGUUUUGUUAUGCAAAUGUAUUCAAAAAUUAUAUUAUCUUAUGUGCUUAUUAAGCUAAAAAGUUGUGAUUUGAAAAGCAUGUAAAGUUAUGUUUGCCCUUUAUAUAAGUGUAUAGUUUUAUAAAAUGCAUCCAUGAGAAAUUUUGCUAAUAUAUGAGUUUUGGUGUUUACUAAGUUGUGGUUGCUCAUAUCUUUGUUAAAUUUUUUCAGAUGCCUGCGAGUAGAUUGAAUUCGAUUAUGUAUCGAGACAAUAAAUUAUAUCGUUUAUGGUUCAAACUCUUGAGACUUGUGAUGUAAUAAUCCAUUAGUGGGAUGUCUUUGGUGAACUUAUUUAUGUUUGAGAGCUCAAUAUGUCGUUGCCGGAUAUUAUGGACAUAUAUGUUUUGUAUUGUGUCAAGUGCAUGGAUUUUGAUUUAAGUUACGUACAAGUUUAAACCUUGCAA
Musa acuminata AAA Group (dessert banana) is the source of this 3409-nucleotide messenger RNA. RefSeq names its product receptor-like protein EIX2. The transcript has 2 exons. NCBI's taxonomy places the organism in Eukaryota, Viridiplantae, Streptophyta, Magnoliopsida, Zingiberales, Musaceae. The record is from RefSeq and is a predicted model, not a curated record. Bases 53 to 1552 code for a protein of 499 amino acids. Gene Ontology annotation, molecular function: protein binding.